CUGUAUUUUCAUUUUUUUUAUUCUUUAGAACUAUUUCAUUUUGUCAUCAUCAAUGGAUAAAACCGUACGGCUAUGGCAUAUAUCACGACGAGAAUGUUUAUGUACUUUCCAGCACAUUGACUUCGUUACAGCUAUUGUCUUUCACCCUAAGGAUGACCGGUACUUUCUAAGUGGUUCCCUUGAUGGCAAACUACGGUUAUGGAAUAUACCUGAUAAAAAAGUGACUCUCUGGAAUGAAGUGAGCAGUCCGUCUAAUUUAAUCACAACUGCUAACUUCUGUAAUAAUGGGAAAUAUGCAGUAGUUGGCACUUAUGAUGGUAAAUGCAUAUUUUUUACAACAGAGCAACUAAAAUAUUCUACUCAGAUCCAUGUUCGAUCAACGAGAGGUAAAAAUGCAAAAGGCAGAAAAGUGACCGGUAUAGAACCACUGCAUGGCGAAGAUAAGAUUCUUGUCACCACAAACGAUUCUAGAAUUCGGCUUUAUGACUUGAGGGAUCUAACACUUACCUGUAAAUAUAAAGGUGGAACGAACAACAGCAGCCAAAUCAAAGCGAGCUUUAGUACAAAAGGAAAAUAUAUUAUUUGUGGUUCUGAAGACCAUUUCAUUUAUUUAUGGAAAACUCAUCAUGAUUAUUACAAAUUCUCAUCUGCUCGUCGAGAUCGGAAUGAUUAUUGGGAAGCCAUCAAAGUCCAUAAUGCAGUUGUAACAGUUGCUGUUCUUGCACCCAAUCCACAAUUGAUGCUCAAAUCCAACACUAAUACUGGAACAUCAAGCUCAGAUUCAGAAAUAUCAGACGAGAGAGAGAUUAUUGUCAGUGCAGAUUUCACAGGUGCCGUCAAAGUCAUGCAAUGUAGGAUAAAAAAUUCUGCUUGAUUGUUGGAACCAAUCUCCUGUUGUUUUAAACUUCUUGCUCAACUCUAGACUGUUCAGCAGUAUCUCAAAUGCUAAUCAAAUCUUGAUAAAUGGUUUCUCAAGAACACAUGAAAAUACCAAUUCCAGUUAACAGAGCGGCUGAUUCAAGGAAAGGUGCCAAGCUAUAUAAACAUUUGCUCCUAAAAUUUAGUUUCAUCUGGUUAAAGAUAGCAUCAGUAAAACGGAUAUAAAAUGAGCCAGCUCUUCUGUUAUAUUACAGUGUUAUCUUUGCGUAUAUCGUUCAUCCAGUACCAGGGCAUUGUUGAUUUCUUUUGAGUAAUUGUUUCCAAAUAAUAAAUUUGUUUUGGUUAAGCCUUUUAGCACUUCUGCUAGGAGCUAACUUGAACUAUGACCAAUAUUUCUCGUAUAAAAUUCACAUGUUAAUCUGUGAUACCACUGGUUAAUACUGAGACAUAAACAAUCUUCCUUUAAAAUAUAUUCCUUUUGAGUAUCGAUCUUUUAAUAAAAAUCUAGCUUCU
Messenger RNA from Octopus sinensis (East Asian common octopus), 1392 nucleotides. RefSeq names its product WD repeat-containing protein 44-like. Bases 53 to 874 code for a protein of 273 amino acids. NCBI's taxonomy places the organism in Eukaryota, Metazoa, Mollusca, Cephalopoda, Octopoda, Octopodidae. The transcript is spliced from 6 exons. Gene Ontology annotation, molecular function: protein binding. The record is from RefSeq and is a predicted model, not a curated record.